Molecule: messenger RNA, 12108 nt
Organism: Chelmon rostratus (copperband butterflyfish)
Lineage: Eukaryota; Metazoa; Chordata; Actinopteri; Chaetodontiformes; Chaetodontidae
Gene: cacna1ba
Product: calcium channel, voltage-dependent, N type, alpha 1B subunit, a
Exons: 52
Coding region: 1-7236 (2411 amino acids)
Biological process (GO): chemical synaptic transmission; calcium ion import across plasma membrane
Cellular component (GO): membrane; voltage-gated calcium channel complex; neuronal cell body
Molecular function (GO): high voltage-gated calcium channel activity
Source: RefSeq, a predicted model, not a curated record
AUGGCUCGCUUUGAAGACGAACUGUCCAGCCGCUAUGGAGGCAGCUGUCCCGCGGGCCCGGCCAGAGGGGCCAGCCGGCCGCCGGGGCCUCCGGGGGGCCAGCGGAUGUACAAACAGACGAUGGCCCAGAGAGCCAGGACCAUGGCCAUUUACAACCCCAUUCCUGUCAAACAGAACUGCCUCACCGUUAACCGCUCUCUGUUCAUCUUCAGUGAGGAUAACAUCAUACGGAAAUAUGCCAAAAAGAUCACCGAAUGGCCUCCAUUUGAGUACAUGAUCUUGGCCACCAUUAUAGCAAACUGCAUUGUGCUGGCCUUGGAGCAACACCUACCGGCCUUAGACAAAACACCGAUGUCAGAGCGUUUGGACGACACAGAGCCCUACUUUAUUGGAAUAUUUUGUUUUGAGGCUGGCAUCAAGAUCAUCGCCCUGGGCUUUGCCUUUCACAAAGGCUCCUACCUGCGUAAUGGCUGGAAUGUAAUGGACUUUGUGGUGGUCCUAACAGGGAUCCUGGCCACUGUGGGGGCUGACUUUGAUCUGAGAACACUGAGGGCUGUGAGAGUACUGCGGCCGCUCAAACUGGUCUCCGGCAUUCCAAGUCUUCAGGUGGUAUUGAAGUCCAUUAUGAAAGCCAUGGUACCUCUGCUGCAGAUUGGCCUGCUGCUCUUCUUCGCCAUCCUCAUGUUCGCCAUCAUUGGCCUUGAUUUCUACAUGGGCAAGUUCCAUCGCACCUGCUUCAGGAUAGACACAGGCGAGCAGGCAGCUGAUUUCCCCUGUGGCCUGGAAGCUCCGGCGAGGACCUGCAACAACGGCACCGCCUGUAAGGAAUACUGGAUCGGACCCAGCUUUGGCAUCACCAACUUUGACAAUAUCCUCUUUGCCGUUCUCACCGUUUUCCAGUGCAUCACCAUGGAGGGAUGGGUGGACAUCCUCUACAACGCCAAUGAUGCCUCAGGGAACACGUGGAACUGGCUGUACUUCAUCCCCCUCAUCAUCAUCGGCUCCUUCUUCAUGCUCAACCUGGUGCUCGGUGUGCUGUCAGGUGAGUUUGCCAAGGAGAGAGAGCGGGUGGAGAAGAGACAAGAAUUCCUGAAGCUCCGCAGACAACAGCAAAUAGAGAGAGAGCUAACUGGGUACCUCGAAUGGAUCUGCAAAGCAGAGGAGGUGAUGCUGGCUGAGGAAGACAAGCACGCAGAGGAGAAAUCUCUGGAUGGUGCCUGGUACAAAAGGAAACACAACAACUCUGUGCUGAAAAGGACCAAGAAGAGUAAGAAUGACCUCAUCAAUGCAGAGGAAGGCGAGGACCACUUCACUGACAUCUCAUCUGUUGGGUCGCCGUUCGCCCGGGCCAGCGUGAAGAGCAAGAACGAGAGCUCGUCUUACUUUAGGAGGAAAGAAAAGAGGAUUCGCUUCACCAUCCGUCGUCUGGUCAAGUCCCAGAGCUUCUACUGGACUGUGUUGUGUCUGGUUGGCCUCAACACGUUGUGUGUAGCUAUAGUACACUAUGACCAGCCUGAGUGGCUCACCUAUGCACUGUACCUGGCCGAGUUUGUAUUCCUGGGCCUGUUUCUGGCUGAGAUGUCCAUGAAAAUGUAUGGCCUUGGACCCCAGAACUACUUCCACUCCUCAUUCAACUGUUUUGACUUUGGGGUGAUCAUUGGCAGUAUUUUUGAGGUGAUCUGGGCUGCCAUUAAACCUGGGGCCUCAUUCGGGAUAAGCGUCCUGCGUGCUCUGCGCCUGCUCAGGAUCUUCAAAGUCACCAAGUACUGGAACUCUUUGAGGAAUCUGGUGGUAUCCCUGCUCAACUCCAUGAAAUCUAUUAUCAGCCUGUUGUUCCUCCUCUUCCUCUUCAUCGUGGUCUUUGCUCUGCUGGGCAUGCAGCUGUUUGGUGGCCAGUUUAAUUUUGAAGACGAAACGCCGACGACCAACUUUGACACAUUCCCAGCAGCAAUUCUCACUGUCUUCCAGAUCCUAACUGGGGAGGACUGGAACGCCGUCAUGUAUCAUGGGAUCGAAUCACAGGGAGGUGUUCAUGGGGGAAUGUUCUCCUCCAUUUAUUUCAUUGUCCUCACUCUCUUUGGAAACUACACGCUCCUCAACGUGUUCUUGGCCAUUGCUGUUGAUAACCUUGCAAAUGCCCAGGAGCUCACUAAGGAUGAAGAGGAGCAAGAGGAGGCCAUCAGUAAGAAGCUGGCACUCCAGAAGGCCAUGGAGGUAAAGGAGGUCAGCCCAAUGUCGGCAGCGAACAUUUCCAUUACAGCUUUUCUAACACGCAGUCGAGGUAACGCGCACUCUAGCAGCUCAUCCAUCUGCAGCGUUAACUCACUGAGUUAUGUCUGCACCCCAGUCCAUCACUACUUGAGUAAGGAGCAGCAGAAGUCAGUGAAGACGAUGUCAGUUUGGGAGCAGAGGGCCAACCAGCUGAGGAGGCAGAACCGAGCCAGCUGCGAGGCCCUCUACUGUGAGCUGGAGCCCGAGGAGCGUCUCCGCCUGUCAUCCGCCCUCCACAUCCGCCCUGACAUGAAGACCCACCUCGACCGGCCGCUGGUUGUUGAACCUCGCGAUGGGCCUUUGCUGGGCAGCCAUCAGCACCACCAUCACAAUCCCUCAAUGCCAGACAGCGCCGAGACUGCCGCCGACCCUCCUCCUCCUCCUGUGCCUCACCAACCACGCCGCCACCACCGCCACAGAGACAGAGACCGGGCCAGAACGAGAGAGGAGGCAAAUGAUAACGGUGACGCCAGUAAGGACGGAGGGCACCACGUCCAUCACAGCCGCUCCAAAGACUACGACGGCUGCCGGGGCAAAGAGGGGAAGAGCGAGAGGUCCCGUAGCCGAGAGGGAGGCAGGAGGCAUCACCAUCAGGGCUCAGUGGAUGACAGCGGAGGCGGAGGAGUCACGAGCGAGAGAGAGCAUCGCCAUCAUCACUCACACCGACAGUCCCGAGGGGGCAACGGGACUGUGAACAGUGGAGGGCGGGGAGAGCGAAGAUCCCGCCGCAAAGAUGGACGGUCAUCUAACAGGGAUGGAGAGAGGAAUUCCAGAGGGGACAGUGGUGUCAAUGGAGAAAGGAGGAGACACCGGACUCAUGGGUCCCGGGGCCAGUCCACAGUUGAAGGAGAGGAGUCCAACGAGAGAGAGAAGACCCACAGUCACAGGGACAGGUUUGGUGACUCAGAGGGGGAGUCCCUAGCCAUCUCCCCCCAGCAGGGCUCUGGUGGGGCCGACUGGCCUCCUGACCGACCAGAGGACUCGGACAACCAGAGGAAUGUCAGACGAACCGGCCAGACUUCCGUCCAACUUCCUCCUGUGACUGUCACCUCCCCCCCUGGAGAGACCACCCUCAUACAACUGAACAGUAUUGACUGUGAGACGAUGCCCAUGAAUGAGAAGACCCUGGAGGAUCUCGGUCAAAGUGGACCCAAACCCAUCCUGCCUUACAGUUCCAUGUUCAUGUUUGGACAGGCCAAUCCGGUGAGGCGGUUAUGUCACUACAUUGUGACUCUGCGUUAUUUUGAGAUGUCCAUCCUGGUUGUCAUUGCUAUGAGCAGCAUCGCUCUGGCAGCAGAGGACCCCGUCUGGACGAACGCCCCUCGCAACAAUGUGCUCAAAUAUCUGGACUAUGCCUUUACUGGUGUUUUCACUUUUGAAAUGGUGAUCAAGAUGGUGGAUCUUGGCCUGCUGCUUCAUCCUGGAUCUUACUUCAGAGACCUGUGGAACAUCCUGGACUUCAUAGUGGUCAGUGGGGCGCUGGUGGCUUUUGCAUUUUCGAGCUUCAUGGGUAGAUCGCAACAAGGUGUGACCAGGGGGACCAAAGGCAAAGACAUCAGCACUAUCAAGUCACUGAGGGUUCUCCGUGUGCUCAGGCCUCUCAAGACCAUCAAACGUCUGCCAAAGCUCAAGGCGGUGUUCGACUGUGUGGUCAACUCUUUGAAGAACGUGCUGAACAUCCUCAUCGUUUACAUCCUCUUCAUGUUCAUCUUUGCUGUCAUCGCUGUUCAGCUCUUCAAGGGGAAAUUCUUCUACUGCACAGACGAGUCCAAAGGCCUGGAGAAGGACUGCAAAGGACAGUUCCUAGACUAUGACAAAGACGAGGUGGCUGCCAUGCCCAGAGAGUGGAAGAAAUACGAGUUCCAUUAUGACAAUGUGCUGUGGGCCUUCCUAACCCUCUUUACUGUCUCCACUGGGGAGGGCUGGCCAACUGUCUUGAAGCACUCUGUGGAUGCCACCUUUGAAGACCAGGGUCCCAGCCCAGGCUACCGGAUAGAAAUGUCCAUCUUCUAUGUGGUCUAUUUUGUAGUCUUCCCUUUCUUCUUCGUCAACAUCUUCGUCGCUCUGAUCAUUAUCACCUUCCAGGAGCAGGGAGACAAAGCCUUGUCUGAGUGCAGCUUGGAAAAGAAUGAGAGGGCUUGUAUUGACUUCGCCAUAAAUGCCAAACCUCUGACACGCUACAUGCCUGAGAACACGCAGUCCUUCCAGUACAGGAUGUGGAAGUUUGUGGUCUCAGCUCCAUUUGAGUACUCCAUUAUGAUCAUGAUUGCUCUCAACACUGUGGUACUCAUGAUGAAGUUCCACGGAGCUCCAGACUUCUAUGAGGCGAUGCUGAAGAACCUCAACAUAGUCUUCACCACUCUCUUCUCUCUGGAAUGUAUCCUCAAGAUUAUUGCUUUUGGUCCACUGAACUACCUAAAGGACGCCUGGAAUGUCUUUGACUUUGUGACCGUGUUGGGCAGCAUCACUGACAUCCUGGUGACUGAAAUCAAUACUACGGACAGACUGCUGAACUUGAGCUUCCUCAGGCUGUUCAGAGCUGCCCGGCUCAUCAAGCUACUGAGGCAGGGCUACACCAUCCGCAUCCUGCUCUGGACCUUUGUCCAGUCCUUCAAGGCUCUGCCUUAUGUUUGCCUCCUGAUUGCUAUGCUGUUCUUCAUUUAUGCCAUCAUUGGGAUGCAGGUGUUUGGCAACAUUGAUCUGAAUGAGGACACAGCGAUUAAUCACCACAACAACUUCCGCACUUUCCUCCAAGCUCUCAUGCUGCUGUUCAGGAGCGCGACUGGCGAGGCCUGGCACGAGAUCAUGUUAUCAUGUUUGAGUCAUCGGGCCUGUGACGAGCGAUCGGGGUCCCACGGGAAAGAGUGCGGCAGUGAUUUUGCCUACUUCUACUUUGUCUCCUUUAUCUUCCUCUGCUCCUUCCUGAUGCUGAACCUGUUUGUGGCUGUCAUAAUGGAUAACUUUGAGUACCUAACCAGAGACUCUUCCAUCCUGGGGCCUCAUCACCUCGAUGAGUUCAUCCGGGUUUGGGCCGAGUACGACCCGGCUGCAUGUGGCCGUAUCAAGUACCUCGAUAUGUAUCAGAUGCUGCUCCACAUGUCCCCACCCUUAGGUUUGGGAAAGAAAUGUCCGCCGAGAGUCGCCUACAAGCGCCUCGUCAAAAUGAACAUGCCCAUCGCUGAUGACAACACCGUUCACUUCACCUCCACCCUGAUGGCCCUGAUUCGCACCGCCUUGGAGAUCAAGCUGGCCUCAGGCAUGGUAGCCCAGCGAUUAUCUGACGCUGAGUUAAAGAAGGAGUUGUCCACCGUGUGGCCCAGCCUCUCCCAAAAGACCGUGGACCUGUUGGUGACACCACAUAAACCCAAUGAACUGACAGUGGGGAAGGUUUAUGCUGCCCUGAUGAUCUUCGACUACUAUAAGCAGAAUCGAGCGAGGAGGCUGCAGCUGCAGCAGCAGCAGCAUCAACCAAGCGCGUCCGGCUCCCGGAGCAAGGUCGGGGCUCUGUUUAAGCCAUUGCUGCCUCUGACUCACAUGCAGGAGAAAAAUCCAGUGUUAAACAGUGUGGACCCUCCACGCACGCUUCAGCCCCAGCCCAAAACCCAUGGCAAGUCCCAGCCACAGACCAGACCUAGCUCCAACUCCCUCAACAAUGGAGGCACACUGCCAAGUCAUGACCACAUCAAGGAAUCAUCUUCCUGGGUGGUGGAGAAACCCAAGGAAGCUCCCCGGGCUAAGACUAAGAGGACCAUGUCCAGGGGCCCAUCAGAGGAUACACCGGACGCUGCUGUCAUUCAGGAGUCGGUGGAGAUGAGGAAGAUGGAGACCAGUGCCAGCAGUACAAUCCCAGCCCCUGGCUCAGGUCUGGAGAACCAGGGCAGAGCUGCUUCUAUGCCUCGACUCAACGCUGAGCUGCAGCGGAGCCAUUCUCGCCACUCUCCAGGGAUCCAUCUAGCUUCUGUCCCUGACGCAAGCCCAAUGAAGCGCUCAGCUUCCACUGUGGCCCCACAGCGGCCCCAGGAGGUCAACCUGAGGGACUACACCCUGGAGAAACCCAGCCAGGAUCGACCCCACCACCAUCACCACCACCACCGCUGCCACCACCGCAGAGACAGAGAUAAAGACAGAGACAGAGAGAAGAGACAGAGGUCUUUGGAUACACCUCUGGGUGGACAACAGCCCAGCUCUGCUGGGGCACCAGGAGAGCCGGCGUCUGACCCAGCUGCCUCCAGAGAGCGAGCUCACGACCGCGGACGCUCCCACGAGAGGAAACACCACCACUCCUCUGCGGACAAGCAGCGCUACUACUCGUGCGACCGCUACUGCAGCCGGGAACACUGCCACACCAAAUCUGCCACCGCCAGCUGUGCCGCCUCCCCCAGCGAGGGUCAGGAAACCAGCAACAAGCAGGGCAGUGGUUGGGUUAAAGGCAGCCCAGUGGCACUGAGCUCCAGUUCUAGCACGCCAAGCCGUGGACGUCGGCAGCUCCCCCAGACCCCCCUCACCCCGCGGCCCGGGGUGGCCUACAAGACUGCCAAUUCAUCCCCCGUGCACUUUGUGUCCAGCCAGGCCUCUCUGAGUCCCGGGCGGCUGAGCCGCGGCCUGUCGGAGCACAACGCCCUCCGGCACAGCGGCUCCCGCCACUUCCCCUGCCCCGUCACUCGUAUCUGCUCCGAGCCCUUCCUGGGCCAGGGCCACGACGAGGCCCCGGGCAGCCUCUACGGCAGCCUCCGGGACCAGCUGGACGUCUUCCAGGAUGGGGCGUCACUGACGCCCAGCCCCCGCGUUGGACACUCGUCUCGGACCGCACUGCCUCGCACGAUGGGAGCCCUGCUUCCCGCUCCGCAGCAGAACCUUGGGGUGCCCAACGGGUACCACUUCAGCUUCGGGGGCAGCACCAGCCCAGGCUCUGGCGUCAGGGCACCCAGGUAUUACCAGGAGGCAGAGGAGGACGAAUGGUGCUAGCAUGGCUUUAAACCAACCUUUUUAAUGCAUUUUUGAGGAAUUGUGAUGAGUUUUAUCAUCUUCUUUGAAGGCUUUAGUUUACAUUGUCACUGUGUGUGUUUGAUGCUGUAUUUGAAUCCUAAGCUCCGGUUAGGGAAUCAUUCUAAACAGGGAGAAAGUUUGAAGUGAGUAAUAUUUGAAUGUGAACAAAAAAGUGUCAUCUUUAGCAAAGGGCACGUAGCAUUAUGGAACAGACGAGCAGAAUUUUUGCCAAUCUCAGAUGUCUUAAAGUAGCUUGAUUUGCUUCGACUUCAGUGCUUUGACUUCAGUGUUUUGUUGACGCCACCAUGUUGAUCCUCAAACGGCAUCACAUUAGAAACACAGAUUAUACAGUGCGUUCAGAUGAUAAUAUCUCUCGAUUCUGGAGGAAAAGGGAAAAUCCAAAGAACAUUUGGAUGCUGUGGACAAAGCACCAGAUGUGCUGUCUGUCAGCCUGUAUUCUAAGGAAACACUAUUGCAGAUGAUUAUUUUACUGAGCAGUAAAGCUUUAUUCACAUUUAUAUGAAAAACUUGCGCUGUGCAUGCUACUUUGCUCCAAACAGGAGUCUGUGCAGCUAACUUUGUGGCUUAGUUGCUAAUAUUAAUUUGCCAAAAUUUAAGCUUCAUUCACUUUUUUUUGCUGUUAUUUGGGGGCAACACAGCAACCUUGACACAACAUAUAACAUAUUAUCACCUUAUUAGAUUGAUAAGGCUAACAUGUUAGCUCAUGGUAGCCUAGCAUUCAUUUGGAGUGGUGUUUCUGACCAUUUGUGAGUGAAUGUGACUCCAAUAGUGACUCUCCUUUCGGCUCUGGUUUGGUUUCCACCAGCUUCACAAAGAAGUAUCUGGCUCAUUAGAUGCUCAAAGAUCCUCUUAACUGUGUCCCUCUGAUGUUUGCUUCUGAGCAGGGGGUGUGCAGUGGGGUUGUCAGAGCUUUUUCACGUCUGAAUCAGCAUCUGCCUGCUGCUAACUCUAACGGCUAAAGAAGACACGACACUGUGCAUCAUCUUCCAAAUGAUUUUCCAAAUGAGCUAACAGCGCGACAUGCUGUAUAACAGACCAUUUAGUUUGGAAGCUGUGAAGUUACUUAUUGACAGUAGCUGAAGGUCUGAAGUGCGUUUGAGAGUCAGUAUGGCAGUUUCAGCUGCAAGUGAUGGCACUGCAAGUCAUGGAAACAGGGCGAAAAGCAGGUGAAUAGUUCAGUGAAAUGAUAUUUCAAAUGUUAGAAAACCUCAAAGACAUUGUGUCACUGUAUAAACAGCUGUGUUGUUCUUUAGUUUAGGACUCUACCAUUCCAUGAUGAUGCCUAAUCCUUUAUGACAUUCCCUUUGUGUCAGUCGAACAGGUGAGGUGCUGUCACGGAGACAGCAACGAUUGUUUUAUCCGUUACACGUUUCUUGCAAACUUCAAGAGAGAAGCAUCGCAUGGUUUUGAAAAGACUGACCGAUUUGUUUUCUAUAAAAUUUCCUUGUAGGUGUUCUCUUUUCAUUGUGUGCAUUUUUUGUAUGACAUGAGAAAAACAAAGUUGUGUUCUAUGUGAACUGCUUACGGUUUGCCAUCGUUUCAGGUCUAAUGUUUCUUACAGACUUCUUUGCGAUGUUUUAAGACAAAGUGCCUAUCCUUUUAGAUAUACUGUAGAAAAAGAUGCAAUGUCAACUGUUUUUUAAUGCAUCCACUUGAGUAGACGUUUGGUUCGUUCUGUAUGUAGCUCUGCAGGAAACAUGUUGUACAGAAAGCCUUAUCUGCAAGCAGAGAAACGAUACCUACAGUACGCUGAAAAGACAGGAAUGGAAAAACGACCCGAUGAAAGUCGGUUAUUUUUCUUGCUUUUGAUAAACCAUGAGACCAUGUGAGGAAGAAUGAGCAUAGUGGAAACACUGUGUGAGCAUUUAACUACUACGAAAACUGCAUAAAUAUAUCAAUCCAAUUACAUUAAUGCCAGUAACACAGUGUGCAUGUUGGAAUGGUAGACCUGGUCACCUACUUGCUAUGACCACCUUGUAGAUUUUUUUUUAUGUGUGUGUGUCUGUGUGUGUGUGUGUUUGGUCAGGAUAUCACAGUAUGAGCCUUGAAGCUCCUGUCCUGUGUGUUGGUCAGCUGGAGUCUGAAGCGGUGGAGCUGAAAUAGUCUGUACUGUCUGAUAUAGGACCCAGAGUAGCAAAGGGGGUUCCGCUCUGACUCUUAAUGGAUAUUUGAGUGAAGCCAGGCCCUGUGUGUGCAUAUAUGUGGAUUAAACACUGGUUAACAACAGCUGCUGCAGGUAUAUGUUACAUUUCUGGCUGCAGUUUGUUGUUUUGUGGUGUUUUUCUUAUUCUGAUGUAUAACUGGCAAAAAAAAUGAUGUUCUAAUGUUAUGCCAAGAUAUUUCCAGCAGCUACUGUACCGUGGAGUUUGGUAACAGGAGAUGUUACAGCGAUCUAGUUCAUUCAUAUUACAGGCUUUGGUGUCAGAAUGGGAAAGUUUUUUGUUUUUUUUCUCUGUCUACCAGUUUGCACCAGUGUCACAAAGUCACACAGGGAGAAAACUGAUUGUAAAAGAGGCAGAGUGACCAACUUCCUCACCUACAUUAGCAACAACAGCAUUAUUAGAGGCGUCCCAAUUCCAUACCACAUACUGACUCCAAGAUGGUUUGGCUUCUGUAGUGUGUUCACAGUGGGAAAGCCGAAGUGUUCUCAAAGAUGUCAGUAUGCAUGCUGAAACUGCUCGACUUUCCAAUGCAACACGUCAGAGAACCGUUUUUAUGGAGUCAGAAAGCCUAAUCGCCACUGUUGCACGAUGACGACCACAAUGUUGCAGUUCCACAGGAGCCGCUUGUGGCUCUCAACACAUUUUAAGAAGCGAGGCUUGAAGAAGCUUGAGGAGGAUUGUGAAAAACAAAAAAAUACUACAAGUAUUGAAUUGUUGCUCAAACACAUUUUGCCUUAUUUUUGUCCAAUUUAAUUGUCAUUCCAAAGUCACAGUUUGAUUGAUGUCUGUUGAUGCACGCCUCCUCACUUCCUCAUAUAUCUGUGACAAGCUGAGUCAGUCAAGCUAUCUCCAGUACGUACUGUGAACUAGUAUGUUGUAAGGACCUGGGACGCUCCUAACAUGUCCACAUACACACUUUUGAUUGAAAGCAAGUAGUUGAUGCCUUCUGCUGGGCCUUGUUGAAACCCAUUUAGGGAAACUGAGGAAGUUCCUUUAAAAUUAAAAGUUCUGUCGAAGUAGGAGAUGAGGCAGAUUGAGCUAAUCUUGUCUUGCACGCUCAGCUGUAUAUAAAAAACAUAAAAUAUGGAGACAGUAGAGUUUAAAAUUCUGUGUCCAAAUAACCAAACAUAUCUGGGUCUGUGAGACUGGAAAGAAUGUAGUCACACUCCAAAAGAGGAAUUACAACCCAAAUCACCAUGCAACUCCUGGAGUGAACAGAAGACCACGGGUUGAUAUGUAACAAUGGUCAGGAGAGGAUCUGACAGUGGUGGGGGGUGGAUUUUUUCCUUCAAGUGGUUCUACCGGCCAACACCUGCCCUGCUGCCGCACUGACCUCUGCUUCCGAUUUGAAGGAAGAAAUUCUCCAGCUGUCAGAUUUCUAGAAGUACAUCUGAGUGACAGAGCUCUGGAGGACUGUCUGAAACUCGACUCUGCUCUGAACUGGACAUGUAGGCUCAUUUAUACAAAAACAAUAUUUGGUAUAUGCAACUUGCUUGAUACACAUGACCGGCAUCAACAUCACAUUGUCUUUUGUGAAACUGUGAUCUGUUGUUGUGCUUUCACAUCAUGGCAAUCUGCAAUAUGAGGGAAGAUUUGAACCUUAGCAGCAGCUGAUUGACUGGAAGGUGUUUGUGGAGGAUUUCUUGAGAGGCUCAGCGGGUAGUAGGGAAAACAGGGGCCUUGUCCAACCAGAGACACACAUUACACAGGCUAAGACACAAGCUGAAGACAAGAGAGUAGGGCUAUGCAACAAGACAAACCCAUUUCUUCAUCCAUUCUGUAGCUUUACAUGCUGGUCUCUUCACAUUCAGGCUUUAGCAUGAUUGUGACCAAAUGUUUUGUAGAAAAUGCUAUGAAAAAAAACAUGCAAUCGAGAAAGACUUCAAAUGCAUAAAGGCACAAAGUGUAAACAGAAAAAGGAUUAUUUAGAAUAUCUAGGAUUACAGCAACUUUAUACGUAUAUUUGCAUGCAUAACAUUUACCCACUUCGACAAUGUCAGUGACAAUCCCAUGGCUCAGAAUGGGAGGAGUGUCCUGUCGGGUCACAAUAAAAAGGUUUUCAUAAUGCAACCUUGAAUACUGUCAAAGUGAUUCUUUUCAGCAAAGACAGGAACACAUUCUUCUGCAAAUACAUCUUACAAUUUUCAAAGUUUUAUCACACUAUGGCAAAAGAAAAAAAGAAGAAAAAAUCAGUAAAAUAUCUGUACCUCCUCUAACUAUGCGGCCUCUGUAUUUCGUCAAAGGAAACGUACCUGUGCCCACGUCUGGACCAAUAGGCUACCAAACAUUACAGGCGACCCAGUCUCUUUUCUGCAUACCAUUGGCAGUGUAGACGUGGCUUUUCUGGAGAAAAUACAAAUGUUUGCAUGUUCUAAUAAUGUAUGUGCAUGUAGAAAACUUAGUACUUUUAGAUACCAUGUGUUAUUUUGUUGUUGAUUUUUAAUAUUUGAUAUAAACUGUGGGGUUUGUUGAAAAGACAAAUUUCUAUGAAAACAGUAUUGAACAGUCUUGACAGUUCCACCCGUGCAGCAGAACUGGAACAUUCCUUUCUUUAGGUCUUGGGAUUCAGUGAAAUGUUUGUUUGCCUGAUUUUCCGUUUCUUGGCCAGACUUUGAAUUCUGCAGUUGUUUCUACAUUAAACAUUUUGUAUGAAGCAAAGCUCCUUGAA